GUAUUAUCAUUAUUGAACUCAAUGAAGUUAGAACUUUAAAAAUCCACUGGAGGAGAAACACCGGCGCAAAGAUGUUGCUGCUUUCUGCAAACAUAGUAGAAAAUCUGGCAUAAUGAGGACAUCAGAGGACGUUUAUUGGCUCUCCUCUCGCCUGUGAUUGGCUGCCGCCUGUUGCCUGCUGCAUAAAAAGCGCUGCAGCGAGGAAAAGCAUCAAAUAAGUCGGACUGGAUCGUUUUAUUUUUCUGGAGAGACAGGAAGAUUAUUUCAAUAAAUAAAGAACUGAAGGAGCAUGACGGGCAAAGAGGAGGCCGUCCUUUCAGACUCUGAAAAUAAGCAGAGAGUUGCUCCACUCAGUUUUCACGCCGGAUCGCAGCUGCAGCCCCCUGUCUGGAAGAUGGCCCCCACGGCGCAGCGACGCACCGGCUUCGGCAUCCAGGAGCUGCUCGGCCUCAACAAGGAACCGCCGACGGUCACGCCUCGGCGGCCGCUGGAGGCUUUGCCGCCGAGGGCGCACGUCCUGGCCCACAAAUCGGCUAUCGGACACGCGGGCCUCGGAAUGGGUUUGCUGGGCCCGGAGGGGGUGCACCCUUUUUACAGCCAGCCUGCGUUUUUGGAGGUGCUGUCCAAGGCGCAAAACGUGCACCUGCAACCGCUGCACACCGCGACGCACGUGGACGCGCAGAUGGACGCGCAGCACUCAGGUGCGAGUUCAGAUUCAGAUGAUUUGAGCUCCUCUGGUGAUCAGAAAUUUUCUUCAUCCUCCAUGAGUCAAAGCAAGAAAAGAAAGAAAAGGAGACACAGGACCAUUUUUACAUCGUAUCAGCUGGAGGAGCUGGAGAAAGCUUUUAACGAAGCUCAUUAUCCAGAUGUGUACGCUCGAGAAAUGCUCUCCAUAAAGACGGAGCUGCCAGAGGACAGGAUACAGGUUUGGUUUCAGAAUCGCAGAGCCAAGUGGAGGAAGAGGGAGAAGUGCUGGGGACGCAGCAGCGUCAUGGCAGAGUAUGGCCUGUAUGGAGCCAUGGUCCGUCACUCCAUCCCGCUGCCAGAAUCCAUCCUCAAGUCGGCCAAGGAGGGAGUCACGGACUCUUAUGCUCCGUGGUUACUGGGUAUGCACAAGAAGUCAGUAGAAACAUCUCAGCCAUCCACAGGGAAGCCCUGCAGUCUCACCCCACCACCAGUGCAGGAGCUUGACAAAACAGUCCAUGCUGAGAAGCAGAAACAGAGCAAACACACCAGCUCUCCAAUAUCUAAAGAGGAACUGCGGGAAAACAGUAUUGCUGUUCUGCGAGCAAAGGCGCUGGAACACAACGCCAAGAUGCUGGGGAGCGUUUCUGAGAAAACAGAUGACCACGCAAUGCAGAAAGAGGAGGCUGAGGAUGAGCAGGCUGAGGAAAAGAGCACUUAAAAAAAGAUUGAAAGAUACAGACUGACUUUAAAACCCUGCAGAGACCAGCUGUCUCCAAAGUCCUUUCAUUUGGUUAAUCUGAUACUGCUCAAGCACUUGACUGUAAAGCUACGUUCCCACCGCCCCUCGACAACACAUGUUCAAUUUUCCCACUUUCAAUGAAAAAAUCUAUGUAAACACACAUUUGGGGCUUCUUUGUGCAAAACUCUUGCGUUCUACCACAGUUUUCAGGCUGCACGUACUAACCACAUGGCCAUUGAACGUAAGUUGCUGGUCAAACUUUGCUCAGUCAGGGACUCAGAUUUGGUAGUGACGUAUGGGUGGCGUACCUUUUACUCCACAGAAGUUCCAACCCUUAGAAAAUCGAUCAUGGAGGAAAAAUUUACAACUGUGGUUUGUGCAGCUGAAAGAAAAAGCCUGGAGCAAGAUUCACAAGAUUUGCACCGUUUCAACAUACCUCUUAUAAACGUAGGUGGAGGACAUGCACUAGUAAAAAGUAGAAAAAGAAGAAGAAGCCCCUUCCUGCUUGUCCAACGUGAAUACCAAGAGCAGAACGAGGGUAUAAGCGCCUCCAUUUACCGUGUUCUUGAAUGUGCGUCACAUGCCCGGUGUGUCCGUAGUUUAAAAGUUUUGCAGCUACUCAUAUUUUUAUUUGAGGAGAAACUUGCUUUUUGACUCAGUAAAUAGAGCUCAUGAAAUGUAGGGCUGUGUUUACAUUUUCUCAUUUUAUUGAAUCCAAUUUUUAAUUACAAGAUGCAAUGAUAACUCAUAAAAUUGAGAUUUUCCCUUCAUGACUUUUCUUGUACUUCUGCAAUGGAAAACUGCCUCGAUGUUAGUUUUCGUUCCACCUUGGUUCCAUAUAAACCACAAAGUAUAUCAGAAUUAUUAUUUCAAUACCCAAGCAUUUGGUUUAAAAGGCCACUAUCAUGCUUUUCUUAAGCCUUUCAGAGUAAACUGCAUACAUGUGAUCAUAUAUUACCUUUGGCACACUGAAGAAUGAAUUUCUUUAUGAAAUAUUCGUUUUUUUCACAGCUCAUUUUCCUACCUGGAAGUAAGAUGGCUUGAUCUCUUGGCCACCGCUUUCGCUCCAUGUGGCUGCUGCCCAUGUCAUGAUGUCAAUCUAGAGGCUGUCUCAGCAGAGUGUCUGCGUUUUGCCCACAAAAACAAACAACAUCCGAACUUUUACAAAGAUGGAUGUGCUCAUAGUGCAUAUAAAAGGAAAGGGUUUUAGGCGAUCACCGCUAGCUCUGUGGAGAAAGUAGGUGUUUGUGUUAGCCUGGUGCUGGCAGCGCAGACGCUCCCUGGAAGGGGCUGUUUUCACUUUCAAACACAUGAAUAUGAGCUCCUGCUCUUUUUCAUGGGUUGGGAGGGGCUGGUGCUCAGAAAACAGGUAUUUAGAGAAAUACUCAGAGACACAUGGAUGGAGCAAAAUACCAUUUUGGGGUUGUUUUCCGUGAUAAAUUAACAUAAUGCUACAUUUUAAAUCUCAAAACGUUUAAGAAACUAAAUGAAGGCAGCUGGCUGCAAUGUGCUGCCAUGAUUGAAUGUGCUUGUAAUGAAAAAGUUCUCCUUUUGUGGUGUUGGACCAAAGUUUUGUUCUGAUUGAGUCAGAUCAAAACUUUGGUCUUUCUUGGGUAGAAUUUAAGGACAAAAACAAUGCAGACAUGCUUUUAAAGACAAAGUAUGGAGUCUAAAAGCAUCUCUGAAGACUUCUCAAAAGCUGAAGAAAGUUUCCUUUCACCGUUGAAUCUUUGAUGACAGCUGGCUCCUGCAUUAGUUGCCAAUGAAAACUGUUGGUACCAAAUCCUUUAAAAACUGGCGGCGAAGCGGCUUGACCUGUCAUGUAAAAUAUGUAUAGGUGUUUAACACAAACUAUUACAUGUUUUUCUCUGUAUGAAUGUAACUGUAGUCAAAUUAAAAGUUACUUUUAUUUAAAA
This is a messenger RNA of Oryzias latipes (Japanese medaka), 3342 nucleotides long. Its product is annotated as visual system homeobox 2. Gene Ontology annotation, biological process: regulation of transcription by RNA polymerase II. NCBI's taxonomy places the organism in Eukaryota, Metazoa, Chordata, Actinopteri, Beloniformes, Adrianichthyidae. Gene Ontology annotation, molecular function: sequence-specific double-stranded DNA binding; DNA-binding transcription factor activity, RNA polymerase II-specific. The record is from RefSeq and is a predicted model, not a curated record. Gene Ontology annotation, cellular component: nucleus.